GAAAGACUGGAACGGGAAACAAAACGGAAUGUACCAGAUUUUUUUUGCACAUGCAACCAUCCACAAUCAAGAUUUCACUAACAGUUUUAGAUUUUAAUAAGAUUUAAGUGAUGCUCCCUUCUUCAUCUUGUCUCUUGAAUGCAUGUGAUACUGGGCCUAAUGGCAAUGCUUUGUGACAUUUACAGGUGAGAGAUAUGUGCCAAAAAUAUGCUGAAAACGCUAGGAAAAGGUUGAACUUCUAUUCAGAUGCCAUCUUGUCCCAAGACAGCUCGGCUGCACUUGGCUUUAUUUUACAAGCACAGCCCUUGGCUCAAGUAGGAGAAAAGCUCCUUCAAAGUAUCAAACACAAACAGGAAGCCUUAAUGUGGGAGAGACCAAAACUCAGAAAUAUCCUGAAACCAACUUGCAUGGAUCUGGGAGAAAAAUUGCAGGACAUAGAAAUACCCUUGAGAGGGAUUGCAAUUGCUGCAACUUCUUGCCCUUCUUUUCCUGUUGCCUUGAUUAAGAAUGUGCAACCAGAUGCUUUACAUGACAUGAAAAGGCGAAUACACGACAAGCUGGAGCAACUCGAGCGUUUUGCACCCUUAUGCAUACUAAAGAAAAAGAAAAAAUCUUUGGAUGAGUCCUUCUGGCCCCUCGAAACCAUUUUUCGUGAAGAUUUGCUGGCUUUCUUUUUUCUGGAUUGUUUGAAACUCCUCCAACAAAAUACUGAGGCAGUUGAAGAAUGCAGGGAGAGCUACUCUGAAAAUGAAAGUUCACAUGGUUCAGAAAAUCAAAGCCAUGGUGGUAUCAAAUGGAGCUGGAGCAUUUCAUGCAUUAUACCAAGCAAAACAAGCCUAUUUUUUGCAGUUAAGUGCUCAGUUUCAUUAGGCCUUGCUGUGCUAUUGGGUUUGUUGUUUAAUGAGAGAGAAGCAUAUUGGGCAGGCCUCACAAUUGCAAUAAGUUUUGUCAGAGGAAGACAAGCAACAUUUACAAUUGCCAAUGCCCGAGCACAAUCUACGGCCAUGGGAUCAAUCUACGGAAUCUUGUGUUGCUUUAUUUUCCGUAAAGUUGAGAAUCUAAGUUUCUUACCUCUUCUUCCUUGGUUAGUUUUCACAAGCUUUCUAAGGCACAGCAGGAUGUAUGGCCAAGCUGGUGGAAUAUCAGCAGCUGUAGGGGCACUGCUGAUACUUGGUAGGAGACAUUAUGGCCCUCCACUUGAUUUUGCAAUUGCUAGAAUCACAGAGGCUGUUAUUGGAUUGAUUUGUUUCAUCACCAUAGAGAUUCUCAUAUACACUGCAAGAGCAGCAACUCUAGCAAAACAUAAACUUUCACUUAGCUUGGGAACUCUUCAAGAAUGCAUCAAAGAUGUAGUUCUUUUUGACAACCAAAACAACCAAAACAACAUGCAAGCUUCAAUCUUUCCAAAAUUGAGACAGAAACAGAAGAAGUUGAAGUCCCAUGUCAAUAAGUUACAAAAGUUCAUUGAAGAAGCUGAACUGGAGCCUAAUUUCUGGUUCAUCCCUUUCAAUGGUUCUUGCUACAGAAAGCUCCUGAGGUCUUUAUCAAAGAUGGGGGAUCUUUCACUUUUUAUGUCCAACAAAAUAGAAUUUCUGUCAGUUGUCUUACAGAGAUGUGAAGUUGAUUCAGAGGACCUCCAAAAACCCCUGAAGUGCAUUAAAAAUGACAUAGAACUUUUCAAGAAAAAAGUUGAGACUUCACUGCAAUGCCUCCAAGAGCUGUCUUCCAAGAAGUCUCUUGCAGUACAUGACAAGCAUGACAUUGAGUUGGGUACAUCACCAAAAGCAAAUGAGUGUAGGUGUUUGGAGACAGAGAAGGAUGAGAUGGAAUGCAUUUUAAAUUCUUUUCUUCAACAUUCCAAUGAAGUAUCUGACAGAGUUGGUACCAAUACUGAAGGUGAGGAUCAGAAGCUGAAGAGCCAAGUUAUUGUUUGCUUGGCUGGCCUAGGGUUUUGCAUCAGUAGUUUACUCAGGGAAGUAAGAGAGAUGGAGAAAGAGUUUCAAGAACUGGUCAAUUUGGAAAACCCUUCAACCCAUGUCAUAGUAUGAAUUCUCACAUUUUUGUACUAACUUACCUGUAAAUAAGCAUGUUCUGCAUACCCGAUAUUACACCUCGGAUCUCCUACU
Prunus dulcis (almond) is the source of this 2126-nucleotide messenger RNA. RefSeq lists its product as uncharacterized. Gene Ontology annotation, molecular function: transmembrane transporter activity. Bases 195 to 2048 code for a protein of 617 amino acids. Gene Ontology annotation, cellular component: plasma membrane. Lineage: Eukaryota; Viridiplantae; Streptophyta; Magnoliopsida; Rosales; Rosaceae. The transcript has 2 exons. Gene Ontology annotation, biological process: transmembrane transport. The record is from RefSeq and is a predicted model, not a curated record.